This is a messenger RNA of Tribolium madens (black flour beetle), 3823 nucleotides long. It is a transcript of the gene E(Pc), whose product is annotated as enhancer of polycomb homolog 1. Gene Ontology annotation, biological process: regulation of transcription by RNA polymerase II. Gene Ontology annotation, cellular component: piccolo histone acetyltransferase complex. The transcript has 7 exons. Bases 429 to 3014 code for a protein of 861 amino acids. Lineage: Eukaryota; Metazoa; Arthropoda; Insecta; Coleoptera; Tenebrionidae. The record is from RefSeq and is a predicted model, not a curated record.
UGCGUGUUUUACGAUUGUAGAUCGUGUAAUUCGUUGUUGGAUGUAAUUUGAGGGAAUUAAGGGUGUAUUCGAUGCAAAAUUUGGAGUUGUUAUGUCGAUUUGAGUGUGCUGAUCGAGUUCGGCAUGAAUGAACCACCCUCCAGACUAGUGCGUAAAUGGUUCCCGCGCACUGCAUGUUGGUAGUAAAUUUCUAUGGUUCCAUGACAGAGCCGCCAUGAUGGCUUUCUGUAUAACACGCUCAACAUGCAAAGUUUCAAAGUUGUUUUACUGUAUUUGUGACUGAGUGCGUGUAAACAAAAACAAUGGGAACAAACUAAGGACCGCGAAGUACCGUUUAGUGUCCGUCUCGGACGGUCCGAGACGCGGGAAGGCCGUUUUCGGGCGCGUUUUAUGUUGGCCCUGUCGUGUGUUUUGUGCUGUCAACAAAUAUGUCCAAGCUUUCGUUCAGGGCGAGGGCCCUGGACGCCAGCAAGCCCAUGCCCAUAUACAUGGCGGAGGAGCUCCCGGACCUCCCGGACUACUCGGCGAUCAACCGAGCGGUCCCCCAAAUGCCCUCAGGCAUGGAAAAAGAGGAGGAAUGCGAGCACCAUCUGCAAAGGGCGAUAUGUGCGGGGCUCAUCAUUCCCACACCGGAAGUUUCGGACAUGCCAGACAAGGAAUUCUACGACAAGGUUUAUCCCGCCAACUAUAAACAGCCCCGGCAGCUCAUCCACAUGCAACCCUUCACGAUGGAACAAGACAUCCCCGACUACGACAUGGACUCGGAAGACGAACGUUGGUUGCAAUCGCAGGCGCAGAGGUUGGAUCUGACUCCUCUGAAAUUCGAGGAGAUGAUGGACCGUUUGGAGAAGAGCAGCGGUCAGACCGUGGUGAACCUGAACGAGGCCAAAGCUCUAUUGAAGGAGGAUGACGAUCUCAUAAUCGCAGUAUUCGAUUAUUGGUUAAACAAACGCCUAAACACCCAACAUCCUCUAAUUCUAACCGUGAAAACGGAACAGAGAGCCGGCGCCGCCCCCAACAACCCGUACCUGGCGUUCAGACGACGAACGGAAAAGAUGCAGACUCGCAAAAACCGCAAAAACGAUGAAACGUCUUAUGAAAAAAUGCUGAAACUUCGUAGGGAUCUCCAUCGGGCCGUAACGCUACUCGAACUCAUCAAAAAGCGAGAAAAGAUGAAGCGCGAACACGUCCAUCUUACAGUGGAGAUAUUCGAGAAGAGAUUCCAUGCGAGAGACUUUAGUGGUGCCAUCUAUGCGGAAGCGGCGGCGAUUAAGACGACGAGACCGGCCUUCACACCGAUCUUUCACAAUCACUAUCCGAACCAGAGUUGGUCAAAUAAGGCGAUACUCAAAGACGAAGUUAUACCCAGAAAAGAGAAAAGACAGUACAAAAAGAGGAAACAUAAAUCACUGGGGCAUACUCGGAGCGGUGGAAUCGGAUCGGCGGGAUUGGAUGGGUUGGGGGCGCUGUCUUCCGAUGAAGACACCAUGCCGCAGCUUUCACCCGAACCGGAAGAGGUCGAAGAUGAAGGACAGUUCGCUUUCCGUAGGAAUAAGCUGUGUUCUUACCAUAUGCCGUUGCCUACUGAGGGUAAUUGGCCGUGGUGUUCGAAAGAAGAAAACGGCUUGGCGGACAAGCGUUUCCGCUUCACUUUGACGUCGCUAUCGAAUCCUCGACGUUGCAUCGGUUUCGCCAGAAGACGCAUUGGUCGAGGCGGAAGAGUCAUCUUGGACCGUAUUGGAACCGACCAGGAUGAUUUCUGGCGAACGUUGGAUUUUACGAUCGUCGAGCCGAACGCUGAAAAACAAGAACAACAACAAGAAAACGAAACGAAUUUGUCGUCGGACGUUGUAGUUAAAAUGGACGCUAGUUUUGUUAAUAAUAAUACGAACGUAAAUAAUAACUUACGAACUGAUAUUAAAAGUGAGUAUAGUUAUGUCAGUAACAGUUUUUCACGGACGAAUGUGAAUGAUGUCGGUGGUGAGAGUGAAAGUGGGAACCAAAUCGAUGUGAAAAAAGAGGUCGAUGAGGAUGGAGGAGGACCACAACCGGAAACUUUUGCACACAGCAAAAGCGACGAGGACGAAAUGGUUGAAAUUUUGCGGUCUGUUCGAAGGGAUUGGCUGCACUUCCGGCCGAAGACGCCGCCCCCCGACGAGGAGCCGCCAUGCAGUUUGCUCCCGUAUAGCGAGAGUUAUUUCGUUCCCGGUGCCAACAUGUCGUUCUCAAUCGAGGUCCAGUCGUUGGAAACGCCAAAUACCCUUCUGGACACUUCCGCUUUCUUAACCGAUCCAUUCACGUUUGAUAAUUUGGACAGUAUAGAAGACGUACCGGUAACCGACACGCGGCAAUCCAGUGAUAAAAUCGUGCAAACGGGCAUUAACUUAAAUGUUAAUGUCGGUCUCAAUACGCUUACUCCUAGUGUUAACGAUAAUAGUAGUAGUGUUUUUUCAAAUAGUAACGCGAACCUCACUGAUAGUAUCAAGCUCGAGGAUGCGACGUCAUCGUCGACGUCAGACGAAAACGACGAAAGGACUAUCGGAUGUUCGAGGUUUCACGUGUCGGAUUUGGGCGCCACGAUGAAAAAUCAAACGUCCAAAACGCAAACCGUUACGAGUACCUUGACUAGUCCUAAGUUUAAUAGUGUCAACGCCGUGUCUAGGAGUACAGCCACUGAAGGGCCGUUGGGCAACACCAACGGACUGCUCUCGCAGUUUGGGCUCGAUGGUAGGACAAAAAACAAUAAAAUAUCUUACGCUUACUCAGGCGGAGUUUACCAAACUGUACCACCCAUCAAUGCUUCCUCUGGCACAUUGAGUCUUCACACUUCUGCACACACUCUUACGCUUAAUAGUCAUAGUGCCAACAUUUUAGAAAUACCGAUAACCGACGACACGGAACCCGUCUCGAACAAACUGGUGAAUUCUCAAUGUACCGAACCAGGCACAGCUACGACUAACAACAAAACGAAAACUAUCGUCCGGAAGAACAAUCUGGUAAUGGAAGUGACGUGAUGCUCAUCUUCAGGCCUGGGUUUGUCAAAACCGCAGGAUGGCUUUUUACUAUCAACAAGGUGUUUCAUUUUCUGCUGGUUAUACGUUUUCAAGAUUUGAAAUGCCUGUCAGAAUAUUUACGUUCUCAUCAUUCAGAUUGUACACAAGUAUUAAUAAGAAGAAAAAAAAAGUCGCAAAGAUUAUGGGAAAAAAAUGAGCAGGUUGUGUUAAUUUCGAUUUCAAUCGUAAUCGAUGGGAUAUAAUGGUGUUAUUUUUCCCUCGAUCGAUUUCAUUCAGUCCCUAUCAUUAUAAGUUGAAUUUUAAUGGAUUUUCAGAUUUUUAGAUGUGCAUAAUUGAAUACAUUUGUUUAAAGUGUAGACAGUCAUGCUGGAGUAACAUCGUUAUAUUUCAUAGCCUAUUGUUCAUCUGUCGUGCUGUUUGUAUACAUUUCGUAUGAAUGUAUUAAUUUCAGUGUAUACCGCAUAAUCUCCAGAACUGUUGCAUAACAUUAUAAUUUUUUUAAGACGGAACAUAUUCUAACUUGUAUAGUAUUAUUGUGUUCAUUAAGUGAUCAUAAAUUACUCAGUUUUUAGUUGAAUAAAUUUGUAGAGAAAGCAGGCAUUUUCGCAAAAUCUUACCAAUAAACUAGACUUCUAUUUUAAGGAGUUGUUAAUUUAUUUUCUAUUGUAAUUAUAACCCUAGUGUUAAUAAUUCAUGAGGCUGUUGAACUAUUAUUAGUAACUUAUUACAUUUUGUAAAUGAAAUUUUGUGAAAUGUACUUACACCAUUAGACCACUGUAUUUUAAAUCGAUUAAAUUUUUUAGCCAUCA